CUCGGGGGCCUCGGCGGGCCCGGCGCCCGCCGGGGGAGGCGGCGGGCUCGCCUCGGCCUCGCGGCCGCCGCCGCCGCAGUGGCGCUCGCCCUGGUCGACGUGGGGGCCGGGCAGGACGCCAGAGCCGUGUCGCCCACGUACAAGCCCGGGCAGUUCCGCGGCUUCUGGAGCCACAACACGGGGUACAACGGACGGAUGCGACUGGACAAGGCUCUGAAGGUGAUAGGAGUUAUCCGGGGGCGCGUCAUUGUCGGGUUCAAGGUCGAGGAGGUCUAUCACACGAGCAUGCGGCUGAUUGCCAACGGAGUCACAUUGGACCACAUUCCGAAGAUCGACAAGGGCCCCUGGAGAACCCAAGAACAAAAGUGGGGCAUCCGCGAUUGCCAGUACGCAGAGUUCCCCCUCCCCGAACAGCUGCCCGCAGAGAUUCGCGUCGUCGGCACGAGCCGUAACGGCCACCCGAUCGAGGCCAGCUAUUACAUCGAGGAGGAGGAGGUGCCAUCAGCGGCCAGCUGGCACGAGAAGUACAUCAGGGGACCUCAGAUGCGCAAGCAGAAGAGGGUCCGCCAGGGCGAGCCCCGGCGGCUGCCCUCCGGGAUGCCCAGCGCCUGGCUCGAGGCAGCCCGGGAGCAGCAGAAGCUGCAGCUGCCUCCCGGCCGCGCUGGAGCCUACGUGUUGCCGGAGCCGGCCAGCCACCUGCUGCCAGCACCGGGGGCCGCCCUUGUUGCCCUGGAGCGGAGAGUUUGGAGCGCGCCUUCAUUCCAGGCCUGGAUCGGCUUCCAGCAAAAGGCCCGGCGGGCGGCAGCGCCGCCCGGCGGCGCCGCUCCUCCCGCCGGCGCGCGGCGGGCGGGCGCCGGGGCGCCGCCGGUGCACAGCUACGUCCGGAAGGCCGUGCUGGACAGCCUGAGGCAGAAGCUGAAGGCGGGCAGCCGCAUAGACGCGUCAGAGGUGGCAAGCCUGACGGAGGUGGAGGGCGCGCCGGACGAGGAGGUCCUCGUGCCCGUGGACUUGGCGCGGCUCAUGGACCAGGACACGGAGACGUACCGGCGCACGGCGGCCGACCCCGCCUUCAAGGCGAGGGGCUACGUGGACGCCGCGGAGCUCUUCGCCUCCAACCCCGAGGGCGCGCCGGCGGCCGACCGCCCCGCCCCCAUGUCGGCCAGGGGCUGGCGCGAGCAGGCGCUGGCCUCCGACGCGGAGGACUCGGACGAGGGCGGCUCCGAGGAGGGCGAGGAGGAGGAGCCCGGCGAGGGCGACGAGGAGGAGGGCGACCCGGCCGGCGACGACGACGCCGAGUCCGCCGGAGAGGCCGCCGAGGGCGGCGCCGGCGCGGCCGAGGGGCCCGCGGCCGCGGCGGCGGCGCCGCCGGGGAGCGGGGCGCAGGCGCCGCCCUCCAAGAGGGCGCGGCGCGGCUGA
Prorocentrum cordatum is the source of this 1416-nucleotide messenger RNA. The record is from the annotation of a GenBank genome assembly. NCBI's taxonomy places the organism in Eukaryota, Dinophyceae, Prorocentrales, Prorocentraceae.